AUGAAUUCCUUCAACCUUCUAUUUCUGUUCAUCUUCCUCAUCAUCAACUCAACUACACAAGCACAGAACCCAACUUACCUCUACCAAUCCUGCACAAAAAACCAAACCAACCCCAACAGCCUCUACCACACAAAACUCAAAACCCUUUUCUCUUCACUCUCUUCCAACGCCACCAACAACAACGAAUUCUACAAAACCACAAUCCCUAGCAAAAACCCUUCAAACACCGCAUACGGUCUAUUCAUGUGCAGAGGCGACGUUUCCUCUCCCCUCUGCCAACAAUGCGUCGCAAACGCAACACAAAAACUAUCAACAGACACAGAUUGUUCCUCAUCAAAACAAGCUGUUAUCUGGUACGACGAGUGCAUGGUUCGGUACUCCAACACCUCUUUUUUCUCCACCGUCGCUACAAGCCCAGAUAAAGCUGCGAAUUCUUCUGUCGGUGCUAAGAAAUAUGCAACAAAGGAAGCUAGGAUCUCUGGAUUUCAGACGCUGUACUGUAUGGCUCAGUGUACAGAUGAUUUAUCUCAACUAGAUUGCAGUUCGUGUCUUAGUGAUGCCAUUGGAGCUCUUCCACAGUGCUGUAAUGGAAAGCAAGGAGGAAGAGUUUUGUUUCCUAGCUGUAAUAUUAGAUAUGAAUUGUACCCUUUUUAUGGAAACGUUACUCUGUCACCGGCGCCUUCAACAUCACCUGCAUCUUCAGCAGCACCAGUGAUUGUUCCUUCAACAAACACUCCUAAUUUGGGAGGAAGUAGUGGGAUCUCAUCAGGUACAAUUGUUGCAAUUGUGGUUCCAAUUACAGUGGUGGCACUGCUAUUUAUUGUAGGAAUUUGUUUCUUAUGCAUAAGAGGGCGGAAGAAGAAGCAUGACUCUGCUGCAGCACAGGAUCUGAAAACUGAAACCGAUAUUACCACUGUGGAAUCUUUGAGAUUUGAUUUGAGUACACUUGAAGAAUCCACAAACAAAUUCUCAGAAGCUAAUAAGCUAGGUGAAGGUGGAUUUGGCGAGGUUUACAAGGGCGUGCUUCCGAGCGGACAAGAAAUAGCUGUCAAGAGACUCUCUAAACACUCGGGACAAGGCGGAGAACAAUUUAAGAAUGAAGUUGAACUGGUUGCACAACUUCAACAUAGAAAUUUAGCUAGGCUUCUGGGAUUUUGCUUGGAAAGAGAUGAAAAGAUACUUGUUUAUGAAUUUGUAGCCAACAAAAGUCUUGACUAUAUUCUUUUUGAUCCUGAAAAACAAAGGCUAUUGGAUUGGACAAGGCGUUACAAGAUUAUUGGAGGGAUCGCUCGAGGCAUUCAAUAUCUUCAUGAAGAUUCAAGGCUUAAAAUAAUUCAUCGGGAUCUCAAAGCUAGCAACAUAUUGUUGGAUAAAGAUAUGAAUCCAAAAAUCUCCGAUUUUGGUAUGGCAAAAUUAUUUGGAGUGGAUCAAACUCAAGGAAAUACCAGCAGGAUUGUAGGGACAUAUGGUUACAUGUCUCCGGAGUAUGCAAUGCAUGGAGAUUUCUCUAUUAAGUCUGAUAUAUACAGUUUUGGAGUCCUCGUUAUGGAGAUUAUAAGUGGCAAGAAGAACAGCUCUUUCUAUGAAACAGGUGUUGCCGAGGAUUUAAUUUCCUAUGCAUGGAAACUUUGGAAGAAUGGAACACCUUUGGAAUUGGUCGAUCACACAAUAAGAGAAUCCUAUACUCCAAAUGAAGCUAUAAGAUGCAUCCAUAUUGGUUUAUUAUGUGUGCAAGAAGAUCCGGACGAUAGACCUACAAUGGCAACAAUAGUGCUCAUGCUAGAUAGCCACACUGUUACUUUACCGGUAGCGAAGCAGCCUGCAUUUUUUCUACAGAGUGGCGCUGGUCCGCACAUGCCAACAAUACAGAUUAGUCAAUCUGAUAAUACCAAUUGA
Molecule: messenger RNA, 1896 nt
Organism: Vicia faba (fava bean)
Lineage: Eukaryota; Viridiplantae; Streptophyta; Magnoliopsida; Fabales; Fabaceae
Source: the annotation of a GenBank genome assembly